Molecule: messenger RNA, 1743 nt
Organism: Dictyostelium discoideum AX4
Lineage: Eukaryota; Evosea; Eumycetozoa; Dictyosteliales; Dictyosteliaceae
Exons: 3
Coding region: 1-1743 (580 amino acids)
Source: RefSeq, a predicted model, not a curated record
AUGAAAAUUUCUAAUAGUUUUACCUUUUUUUUAUUAUUCUUAGUUUCAUUAUGUUUAGUAUCAAAUGCUCAAAUGUUUGGUAGUAAAUGUAAAUUACCAGAAAUUCCUCAAACUUUGGAUAAUGGUUCACAAAGUAUAUUCUUGUUGGCUCAAUUAUUACAAAAUAAUAUUGUUUUUAGUUCAUAUAAUCAUACAUUUUCAAAGGGUAUUGGAUCAACAUUUUUCAGUGAUCCAAAUAAAGUUAGUGUUUACAAUUCUGGUGAAAAUCUCCAUGUUGAAUAUAAAAUAACUAAAGGUUAUAGUGGUGUUUUCUAUAGCGAAGAUUGCACCAGUAAAGAUCAAAUUCCAACUAGUUCCAAAAUUGUAAAAUCUUAUAGUGGUGGUUUUGCUAUCAUGGGUAGUACAUACAAUUACCAAUAUAAACUUACUUUAAACGCAUGUUCGAUUCCAGAAACAAAACCAAUCCCAACAUAUGAUAUUAUCCAAUCCUACACAUACCAACACCAUUUAAUUGAUCAAGGUGAAUUUAAAAACACUCCAACUCAUACACAUGGCAACAGAUUAGAUAGAAUAUAUACUCAAUACAAUAGAAUAGACCCUGAAAAUAUAUAUACACAAGUCCACCAAAUUCCAUCUUCAUUAUCAGAUCAUAAUCCAAUAUCAACAACAAUUUCUUCACCUUUUCAAAUAAAUAAACAUAAGAAAAGAUGGAUAUUAUCACCUGGUACUGCAAAUGACCAUGAAGCAAUCAAUAUUAUCAAUCAUUUAAUAACUAAUCACAAUAACACAUCAAUCAAUCAAUUUACAAACUGGUCAAAAGUAAAAUCAAAAAUUAUUAAAACUCUAAAAAACUAUCAAUAUAACAAAGACAAACAAACUCAACGUGCAAAACAAAUACUAUUAGAAAAAGCAGCAAAAUUCAAACAUCUUGAAGAACAAUGCAUCGCCGAAUACAAUAUUAUAUGUAACAAAAACAAAUUACAUCAAAACCACACAAACAUAUUAAAAAAACAUAUAAAUGGAGAAAUACCUAUCAAGUAUCUAUCAGCAAUACUAAACAAAAGAUCAAAAGAUGCAAAAAUUGAAUCAAUCCAAUAUGGUAACAUCAUUACAUCCGACCAAAUUGAAAAUGCAUUUGUUGAAUUCUACACAAAUCUAUAUAGCUUACAAAUAUGUUGUCCAAUUACUCACCAGCUCAUGCUAAACACAUGGCCCAUCAUAAAAAAUGAAUAUUGUAAUGGUUUAGACUCACCAUUUAUACAAGAUGAAGUUGAAGCUGCAAUUAAAACCUGUAACCCCAACAAAUCACCCGGUCCAGAUGGCGUUGCAAAUGCUUUCUACAUUAAUCAUUUAAACCAAGUUAAACCAAUUCUCACUGCAUUAUUCAACGAUAUACUAGAAAAUCCUCACCACAUCACAACAGAAUUCACCGAAGGUCUUAUACACACAAUAUACAAGAAAGGCAACCCCUUACUCAUAUCAAAUCGUCGUCCCAUUACACUUCUAAACACUGAUUACAAGAUCCUCUCAAAAGUAAUCAAUGCACGUCUUCUAAGAAUACUUCCUUUCAUCAUAAAUAACAACCAAACUGGUUUCGUACCCCACAGAUUCAUCAUAGACAACAUCAACAUCAAUGAAUUAAUCAACUACCUCAAAUCUAAAAACCUCCCUGGUAUCAUCACACUAUUGACUUCUUUAAAGCAUUUGAUUCUAUCUCUCACGAUAGUAUUAAAAGAACAUUAA